Molecule: messenger RNA, 2049 nt
Organism: Aureobasidium subglaciale EXF-2481
Lineage: Eukaryota; Fungi; Ascomycota; Dothideomycetes; Dothideales; Saccotheciaceae
Exons: 2
Coding region: 1-2049 (682 amino acids)
Molecular function (GO): protein dimerization activity
Source: RefSeq, a predicted model, not a curated record
AUGCAAGACAUGCACGAUAUUGACUUCGCGAACUUCCUCGACAUUGGUGACAUCGGCGACAUUGGCGACAUCGGUAACCUCGACGUGAGCGACUUCCCUUCGCUCGACGGGCCUGAUGGUCAAGCGCUGGGCUCGAACGGCCCGCUGCACGACUUUGGCACCAAGACGUUUGAGCUGCCAUCUGCAUUGGACGUACAGAACUUCGGCCAGGCCCAAGCAUGGGGACAUCGACAGAUGGCGCAGGACAUGUACCGCGCGCCAAACAUAGUCCCGCCUACACCAAACAGCUACGACCUGCAAGGAAAUGCGCGCCACUACAUGGCUCAGCAGAUGGACUCGGGAGCCGGCCCUUUCUUCGAACAGCACCGUCACUUGACAAAGGACGACAACAUGGCUUUCACACCGUUGGUCUCGCCAGCCGUCACGCCGAGAGACUCGACCUUCCAUCCCAUCCCCGAAUACACCAUUCCUGGCGCAUACUUCAGUCCACUUACUUCUCCAGCUUUGCAUGCACAGCAGCAGCAGAAUCGCAGCUAUGCUCAUAGCCAUUAUACGAAUCCGACCACAGCCGACAGCUCGGCUGCCGCUUCGCCGCUCGACCUCAACAUGGACGUGGACUCGUUGAAAGACAUGACAGAUGCUGCUCCUCGCAGAAGUAGAAGGAAGCCCCAGGCGCCGCAUUCAACGGGUCCUGCUGCUCGCGUGCGACAGUCCCCCAUUGUCAAGGGACAGAGACGUCGCUCGGCUCAUCUCUCGACCGUCAUUCCCCCUCGCGAAGUCAAUAACAUCUUGAUCGAGGCACAGAACCAGAGCCAGGCUCAGGGUUCUCGUACUCCUUCCACCGAGUACAUGUCGUAUGCCCAUGGCUCGAGCACAGAGUCAAUAUCGCCCGAGGCCUUGCCUGAUUCAGCCAUGGGCCCUCCUCCUCUACCCGCCUCUGCCUAUCAAUCUCCAGCCUUGCAGCCCCAGAAUCACUCUGCUCCUGCUUCGACUCCGAUCCAUUCCCACCCAGGGCCAUGCGCUCCUUGUCCUGCUACCCCUGCUUCAUUAAUGUCUAUACGUGAAAGUCAACAUCAAAAUGCUGCAAAUUCUUCUACUGGGCCACAUCCGGGCUCUGGUCAAUUCCAGAUUCAGUCACAGGAUCAGAUGGGUAUGCUCGAAGACCUUGCUUUACCUCCUGCUGUUGUGGACACCGCGCGUCCGGUCGUCAACAGAGUCGACGCAACGUUGUCAGGCGAAACCACUCCUCGUCUGGCACCGGCCACCAAGGGCACACCUAGACUGGCUCCAUCGAAUUCCACCACUGCAAGCCCCAUGAUGGGGGCCAUGCAGUCGCCUGCUAUCAUGUCAACACCAUCAUUUUCGGGCAAGAAGCUCGAACCGAAACGUUCGCGGCCAGCGAAGACACGCGGCAGUGUCAGUACAUCGUCCGCCCUUGUUAGUCCGGCUAUUCGACCAAAGAUCAGUCCUAGUAUCAAGCCUCUGCUGCCCGAAGGAGGCCUCAGCGAAUCUCAGCAGGCACUUCUUCUCGCAUCGAAAUCCAAUUAUACUCAUCUUCUCGAAGGCACACGACUCCCUGGUGUCUCAUACCCAGAGUCUUUGUCUAUGGGCUUGACAUCAAAACGUACCUCACACAAAAUCGCCGAGCAAGGUCGUCGUAACAGGAUCAACGAAGCUAUCAAGGAAAUGCAAACGCUACUUCCCAAACUCAAGGGCAAGGGCAAAGCGGAAGAGAUUGCCGAAGAAGAGGAAGAAGCUAAUGCCAAGGAUGGCAAAGGCAACAACACAGCCGAAGGCAGGAGUGCAAACUCCAAAGCUGCUACUGUGGAAAGCGCCAUUGAUUACAUCAAACUACUGCAGCAUGAGAAGAACCUCGCUUUCGACAUGCUCAAGAAGAAGGACGAAGAAAUGGCUGCUUUGAGAAAGCAACUAGAAACUGCCGAUAUCACGACAUCAGGCAAUGACUCAGCCAACGAUUCAGUUGUCGCGAGCAGUGGCGAGGAUACCAGCGAGCCUGAAAAGAUGGAAGACGUCACUGUCUCGCCGUAA